AUGCUUCCGUUGACUAGUAUAUGGCUUUGCUAUGGAAUUUUUUCGGCUUUCAUAAUGAUUUUUAUGGUAGUAUUGCUCUCAGUUAACGAACAGUUCACAAAUUCAUUUUACCGCGUUAUAACAAUGGAUAUAAUUUUGAAUCUUCUCUGUUGGAUAAAUACUUGGCCACAUUAAAUGGUUUUUAGAGAAGAUGGCUUAAAAUUUGCUCUUGCACUUUACGAAAGCUAUAACAAAAGUAUUGAUAUGUUCUAUUUUGUGCAAAAUGUAUUCUUCCAUGUCCAGAGUGUCAGCACAAUUUGUAUAUGUUGUCAUCGACUAUCAACUGCACUAUUUGAGAAUUCGAGUAAAUUUUGGAAAAGAUAUUAUAUUUUGAUUUAUGUUAUCAUUAUUAUCUAUUCAUUUUUUGCUGUUUAACUGUUGCACCGACCUGCAAUAAAGAUCAAUCGGUGUCUAUUAUACUUUAUAUGCGUUGUUUUGUCGGUGGAUAUUUUUUGGCAAUUACCAUAAUUGGUUUCACAACACUGUAUCAAGUUAGAAAACGACUUGCAUCUCAAGAUAACCAAUAUAAAGAUUUUCUUCGAAAAAUGUCUUUAAUCACAAUUACCCAUACUUUUGUUUAUGCAAUGGUAUUGGCUUGGCAGACAGUAAGCGGGAUUAUACUUUAUGAGAAUGUUAUAGAAAUUCUGAUGACUGUAUCAGAUAUGAUGGCUUAUAUAUUGUUAAUCUUUGAUGGAAACGUGCAAUCAGUAAUAAAAAGUAAAUUUUCUAUGUUAACCAUUGUUAGAGGAAGCAUCUCGGACAUUCAAGGGUCUUAG
Molecule: messenger RNA, 815 nt
Organism: Caenorhabditis elegans
Lineage: Eukaryota; Metazoa; Nematoda; Chromadorea; Rhabditida; Rhabditidae
Source: the annotation of a RefSeq genome assembly